AUGUCCUACGAAGAUCCAUUUCAUGCCAUUGUUUCCAUCUCUCCCCAUCCUUCUCCGGGUCCAGGAGAGGAUGUAGGAGUGAUGCCCACCGCCAGACACCCCGAUUUGGCUCAAACCCGCAGCGAAGCGAUCCUCGUGUUGCAACACUACACGCCUCUCAACCGCCACGAUGAUACAGCCCUUCUUCUCCGAACGUUCCUCAAUAAUCUCCCCGACGACGGCAAAUUGGCCCUUGCCCUUGAUGUCCUCAGUGUCGCAGGGGAGGACAACAAGCUCCGACAACUCCGAAAUUUCCUUGUCGACGCGAUCCUGAAGCCCAUGCAGAUUGCAGGAGGAAAAACACCACGGGUCUACGUAUCGGCACCAACAAAUCCAAACGCCCCUGAUGAAAUCGAGGAAGCCAUGACCGAGAUCGAGUCCUCGCCCAGAAACGAUCAGCAGAAGCUAAAAACCGACUGCUUGAGAAGAGAUGGUUUUCGCUGUGUGAUCUCAGGCCUUUAUGACCGGCAGUCGAUUCGGGACCACCUUGUGACGCCCCCUGCCGGUAACCCGUCCGGUGGCACCGAAUGCGCGCACAUUCUCCCCUUUGCUCUUAGAAAGUUUAACGAGAGAAAUGCGCAACAGACAGAGAAUGCCGCCACCAUUUGGUGGGGAUUGCAUCGCUAUUUCCCAUCUCUUAGAAAUAAGAUCGAUGCUGGAUCCAUCAACCAGCCCCAGAACGCCAUGACGCUUGCCGUUCAAGUGCACGACGACUUUGGAUCCUAUGACGUCGCACUCUCACCUAUACAAGGACCUGAUAACAAGUACCACAUCCAGUUGUUUGAGCUCUCCACCACGUUUCCCCCCUCCUAUGCCCAGCGGCCAAUGGUGACUUUGACGUCAAGGAACACAUCAAUCCCCGUGCCGGACCCUGUAUACCUUGAUACGCACGCGCGAAUUGCACGGAUCCUCGAGGCGUUUCGCGAGAGUGGUACGCUGCACCUAGGGCUAGUCGAUAUCCAGGGACAACGAACAGCAGCCAGCAGCUAG
Molecule: messenger RNA, 1029 nt
Organism: Scedosporium apiospermum
Lineage: Eukaryota; Fungi; Ascomycota; Sordariomycetes; Microascales; Microascaceae
Exons: 5
Coding region: 1-1029 (342 amino acids)
Source: RefSeq, a predicted model, not a curated record